AUGGGGUGGUCGACCUCGACGCCGCCAUGCGUGGGCGUGGCUGCCCUAGAUGACGCGGUCGUGGGCACACCGGCGGCGCGCAAGAAUCAGAGAACAGCAGCCACUAACGGCGACUCAAGCUCCCCCGCAAGCAGCGGCCGGUUCCAGCGGCUUGAGGUGCUCGGCGCAGGAACAUUCGGCGUCGUCUACCGGGCGAGGGACCGCCGCACGGGUGAGAUCGUGGCGGUGAAGUGCCUCCGUGCGAGCGAUGGCGCCGGCGACGCCGACGCCGAACGCUACCUCUCCGACUUCGCCAGCGAGGUCAGUGCUCUCGAGGCGUGCAGCGGCCACCCGUCCAUCGUUCAGCCGCGUGCCUCCGGCCAACUUGACAGCGGGGCUUUCCUUGCCAUGGAGUUUGUGGGGCCGACUCUCAGGCACGUCAUGAAGCAUGUCCGUUUUGGGAGGAGGCACACCGAGCUGGAGGUUCGCCUUCUCAUGAGACAGCUUCUCGCCGGCGAGAGGAGGAUGAAUCGUCUCGGCCUCAUGCACCGGGACCUCAAGCCGGAGAACGUGCUUGUUGACGGCCACGGGAACCUCAAGAUCUGCGAUCUGGGGCUGUCAUGUAGCAUGGUCGAUGGGCCGCCCUACUCUAACCCUAUUUGGACACGGGGAUAUCGCGCGCCAGAAAUCCUCCUCGGGUCCACGGAUUAUGACGAGCAUGUCGACUCAUGGGGUAGAGUAAGCACAAGUCAUAACCUCAUAGGUAGUACGCUGGGAAACUAG
This is a messenger RNA of Triticum dicoccoides, 762 nucleotides long. Its product is annotated as putative cyclin-dependent kinase F-2. The record is from RefSeq and is a predicted model, not a curated record. The coding region runs from base 1 to 762 and encodes 253 amino acids. Gene Ontology annotation, molecular function: ATP binding; protein serine/threonine kinase activity. The transcript has a single exon. Lineage: Eukaryota; Viridiplantae; Streptophyta; Magnoliopsida; Poales; Poaceae. Gene Ontology annotation, biological process: regulation of mitotic cell cycle; protein phosphorylation. Gene Ontology annotation, cellular component: nucleus.